UUUGCCCGGCUCCGGCAGCAGCGGUGGCCAUGGCACUGCACGGCGGCGGGCGCUGGGCGCGUCUGGGCUCUGCGCUGCGCGGCCGCAGCUCGGGGCCGCGGUACGCCGGGGACACCCCGCAGCACCGCGACCUGCGGGAGGCCCUCCGAAAGAUCAUUGACAAGGAGAUUAAUCCCUUUGUGGAUAAGUGGGAAGAAGAAGGACAGUUCCCAGCACAUAAAGUGUUUAAAAUCCUGGGACAGGCUGGAUUCCUUGGUGUGGAUAAGCCAACAGAAUAUGGUGGCAUGGGUUUGGACUUCUCCUAUAAUAUUGCAGUGGCAGAAGAGCUGGGAAAUAUCCGUUGUGGAGGUAUUCCCAUGGCCAUUGGAGUGCAAGCUGGCAUGGCUACCCCUGCUCUUACAAGGUUUGGUUCUCAUGAGUUGAAAAAACAGUUCCUCGUACCAACAAUAGCUGGUGAUUUUGUGGCUUGCUUGGGAAUCAGUGAAGCUGGAGCUGGGUCAGAUGUUGCAAAUAUCAAGACAACGGCUGUGAGAAAGGGCGAUGAAUAUGUCAUAAAUGGUGGUAAGAUGUGGAUUACGUCCGGGAGCCAGGCAGACUGGAUGUGCCUCCUGGCAAACACCAGCGAAGGACCUCCCCAUCAAAAUAAAUCUCUCAUAUGUCUGCCAAUGAAUCUACCUGGCAUUCAUGUUGCUAAAAAGAUAGACAAACUGGGUAUGAGGUCAUCGGACACAGCUCAGAUCUUUUUUGAAGAUGUAAGGGUCCCCUGCAAGAACCUCAUCGGUGAGGAAGGAAACGGUUUUACAUACCAGAUGUUGCAAUUCCAAGAAGAGCGGCUGUGGGGAGUAGCCAGCGGUAAGUCAUCCUUCGUGCUUCUGCAGGGACACAGGGGUCACUCUUUGCAUGACUCACAGCACUUUUCUUUUCUGGUUUUGGCAGUUUGGCAGUUCCAGGGCUCAAGUGAGAUAGAUGUCUUCAAGGUACAAGGAGCCCUGAUACCAAUGGAAACUGUUAUACAAGAAACUAUUGCCUACACACGGCAGCGGAAGGUGUUUGGCCAGCCUGUCCUGCACAACCAAACCGUGCACUUCCGCCUGGCCGAGCUGGCAACCGAAAUGGAGCUCCUGCGCUCGCUGCUGCACCGCGCCGUGGCUCUCUAUGUAGAAGGCAAUGAUGUGACAAAAUUUGCUUCCAUGGCUAAGCUAAAGGCUGGUCGUCUGACCCGUGAAGUGACUGAUAGCUGUCUCCAGUUUUGGGGAGGAAUGGGAUUCACCAGUGAAGUUCUCGUGAGUAGGCUUUACAGGGACUUCAGAUUGAUGUCAAUAGGAGGUGGCUCAGAUGAAACCAUGCUUUCCAUCAUAUGCAAAUACAUGGACAUACUUCCAAGAAAGUGAUGCAUCUGCACUCUUCCUUGAAAAUUAAGAAACCAUAGCUGGACUUGUGCUGCACACUCAAGGGGUACAGAUCACUAAUUUUGCCAUCAGAAAGCACAUCAAGGUCUUUCACCAUUACCACUCUGUGUUUUCCAGUGUCAAAUUUUUGUUGAUAUGAAGCACUCUGAAAGCUUGCAGCCUCCUGCAUUCCAUUUUUUCAGUGGGUUACCUGUUUUCCAAUGACCCAUGCAAAACACACAGAAAAAAAUAUGUUCUUUAAUCAAGCUUUACCUACACUUCACAGCAUCUAAGCUGAUAAUUACAAAACAGAACUUCCAUAUGAAUGGAAGCUUUGUAGCUUAAUCUCAUUUCAGUAUAGCUUUGCUUUCAAGAUGAAUAAUUAUGGCACAAAUUAUUCCCUGCCAUAAUGAAACCACAGAAUAGUGCCUUUCCUCUCAAUUACAGGUACCUUCCCUAUCUUUCACUUUUGGCAAGCAAUCAUUAAAAUGAGCUCUGUCAUCUUUGACAAAUCCAUAUAAAUUUGUACUCCACUCUGCCAUGGACUUUUGGUGAUGGGAGUAGUGUUAAGUUUUUAUUUGCAGAAUUCUACAAACAACUGUUUAAGUGUAUCUGAAACUUGCAGAGGCUGAACUUCAGCAGCAAUGUACCAUGUUGUAUGCAUAAUUAUUAAGAAAAAUAUUAAAAAAAACCCCAUUAAUAUGAAAACUGUGCAUAAUUACUUAAAAUCUUCCUAAAACAGACAUUUAAGCUGGAUGAGGCAGCCUGUAUUAUUGAUUAAAAAAUAAAAAUUGCCCCUUAAAUACAGCACAAUUUCCAAAAAAUACACUGGUAUUCUACAGUAGAAAAAGAUGUAUAUAAACAACACUAGCUAGGAUAAUACUACAGGGACACUUUAUUUUUAAGUUCAUAAUUGGUCAUUAAUGGUAACAUAUCAUACAGUAUUUCUAAAAAAGUUUUUGAAAAAUUGUAGAUACAAUUUUGAUAUCUAGCAAACUUAUUUUUUUUUAAUGUUAAACUCAGCAAUGCAAUACCCUCAAUGAUUAGAAACUACUUGGUGAGCCAAAACUAAGUCUUCAAAAUAAAGUACCCUAAUGUGACUGCACCUCCAACAAAUGCAUCAUAAUAUACAUUAAUAUAAAAUUAAAAAUAUCUGCCACUGUAUUUCAGACAUCAUGCACUGUAGAUUUAGGACUAUCACUAAUUGAAGAGUGAACACACUUAAUGGUGAAAGUUCAAGUGAUUCAAUUGAAUCAUUUCAGUUUUAAAUACUUUAAAUAUAAAGAAAACAUUUGUACUGUGUCCAUAUUGGUUGGUCCCAAUGAUGAAAGGCAUUUGCUUAAAAGAGUAGAUGCGUAAACAUGAUCUGUCACAUUUAAAUUAAAAAAUAAAAAAUCUAGUUUUAAGUAACUUCUUGCCAAAACACCCAGCUAAAGUUACUUAAACAUUAUCAGAUCUAAACACAAAAGUAAUUUUUGGGGAUACCACUAUUACAUUUGCUAGCUUCAGGUCAGCUUUUAAAACUCCACAGGUAAGAUCUGUUUAGAAAGAUCCACAUAUUCUUUGUCAUCUUGCAACUGAAAUUACUGAGAUAUGCCAUAUACUGAAAUAUGCCUGAAACUGGAGCUCUAAUUUAGAGCAUGGCCCAGAAUGAAAAGCAGAAUGAAAAAGAAAGCUUUGAAAUUCUGCAAUUACUUCAUUUUCAAAUAACUACUGUUCUUUGAGUUUUUUCAAUCAAUUCUAAAAACUAUUUUCCCCUAAAAAAAUCCAUCCCACUAUGCUAGUUAUUUCUGCAUAUUUACAAAUAAUCCCCCCAAAACAGGGAUGAUGGAAAAACUCUGAUAC
Serinus canaria (Common canary) is the source of this 3233-nucleotide messenger RNA. RefSeq names its product probable acyl-CoA dehydrogenase 6. Gene Ontology annotation, biological process: fatty acid beta-oxidation using acyl-CoA dehydrogenase. The transcript is spliced from 10 exons. Gene Ontology annotation, molecular function: flavin adenine dinucleotide binding; acyl-CoA dehydrogenase activity. Bases 30 to 1391 code for a protein of 453 amino acids. NCBI's taxonomy places the organism in Eukaryota, Metazoa, Chordata, Aves, Passeriformes, Fringillidae. The record is from RefSeq and is a predicted model, not a curated record.